GGAUCGCCAUACAGCGAAUGAACCCCUCAACUUGCUGUAGCUCCGUCAAUGCGCCCCUCUCCACGCAUUGUUUCGAAUCAGCUGUGCAUGGAUCUAUCGUAACCCCACCCAAUGAGGAAGGGCAAACGUAACCAAUUUUAUACAGACAGUAAGGAAAUAUUGCCGGGAGCGUUUAACAUUUGUUAACGACAACAUACGUAACAUAGUCUCACACAUUUUGAUUGUCCAAGAUUGGAACGGAAAGUCUACAUCUUCACAUUCCUCUCUCAUAUUCGCCGAGGCGGUGAAGAGUCAGCUGAUAUUUUGCUACGAGUCCACCUAGGCGCUAUCUCAAGAUGAUUGCCUUGUUUAAUAAGCUUUUGGACUGGUUUAAAGCGCUGUUUUGGAAGGAGGAGAUGGAAUUAACACUGGUCGGUUUGCAGUAUUCGGGGAAGACCACCUUCGUCAACGUUAUAGCGUCGGGACAGUUCAGCGAGGACAUGAUCCCCACAGUGGGCUUCAACAUGAGGAAGAUCACCAAGGGCAACGUCACCAUUAAGCUGUGGGAUAUCGGAGGCCAGCCUCGAUUCCGUAGUAUGUGGGAGAGGUACUGUCGAGGAGUCAGUGCAAUAGUCUACAUGGUGGACGCAGCAGACCAGGAGAAGAUCGAAGCCUCCAAGAAUGAGCUGCACAACCUCCUAGACAAGCCCCAGCUCCAGGGCAUCCCGGUGCUGGUGUUGGGGAACAAGAGAGACAUUCCAGGUGCCUUGGAUGAGAAGGAACUUAUCGAGAGGAUGAAUUUGUCAGCCAUUCAGGACAGAGAGAUCUGCUGUUACUCUAUCUCCUGCAAGGAAAAAGACAACAUUGAUAUCACACUACAGUGGCUGAUCCAGCAUUCUAGAACCAGGAGGACAUGAGACCUGAAUCCUCCUCCUGCUCCUCUCUCUCCUUCCCUCCUCCCUCCUCUCCCUCCCUUCCUCCCACGGCCACCCCCCCCCCCAAGACAAACGGUGUCCUCCCCUCCUCUACCUCCUCUCACCCCUCCCUCUCCUCUCUUUCUCUCCUUCCUGCAUUUCAUCCUCCUCCCUCUGAACAUUUCUCUCCUCUACUCCCCCCCUGGUCCCCCAGCUCCUGUGCCAGUUUGUAUUUACCUCUGUGAUUUUGGAUGGGUGGAAGAAGUCAUAUACAGUUUUGCUGACAGCCAUGAAGUUUUUCCAUAUCUGUUCAAACAGAAUGAGGAGGAGCCAGUGGACCCUCCCCCCCACCCCCCCCCCCUUCUUAUCCUCUGCCCCCAAGCAAUGGAUUCCAUUCUUGUAAAGAUUGUGAGAUAUUAUGAUUUGCACUGUUUGAAUUGUUUUUGUUUUAUAUCUACGCUUUUUUUUACGCCAUGUACUUAAAGACUGGAUAAAGCUGGCUUCUAACAGCGAUCCAGACUCCUCUUCAUUCUCCUGGGUCCUGCUUUAAUACGGCAGGCACUGGUACUGAUACAAGCAGCAUCAGCUUAAUUGCUGGUGGGGGCCUAAUGUGUGUUCAAACGCUGACAUUUUCAAACUGCUGUGUUGACUUAGAACACCAAUAUUUGUCACUUUAUUUAAAUGAGAGCAAUGUAAUAAAAGUUGACACAUUGUAAAACUACAUUUUUGCUGGGCAGACAUGUAUUACAGAACUAUUCCUCUCACGUUUAUUACGAACUAAACAACCAACACAUGAUUCAUUAAAAGCAAAGAUUUCCUCUCACAAGCUCCUUUUUACCUCAACAAAUCUAGUCAGUUAUUAAAACUGAAGGAUUUUCUAAGGAUCCAUUAAUGUUCUAUUAAAAAGCUAAAUGUAUGCUGUAUUGUUGUAUUUGAACCAGACAAUGCAUUAUAAAAAUCCUACUGAAAACAUAAAGCACAGAUGUAAUGCAAAGCACACAAUUUAUGCCAUUUGAACGCACCUUGGUCUUGUUUGUGUAUAUGCUUUUCUUUGCAUUUGAAUUUGAUGUAUUUGUGAGGUGGGAGCUGUUUUGUUUUAUAUUAAUUAAUAUGAGUCAUACCAAUGUCGUUAUAACAUUAUGUUCACCCACUUAUCCACACAAAGUGACCAAAGGUUACAGGUAGGAUCAUCAAAAAACUGUUUGCAGCAGAAACGGGUGUUUGUCGUCACGGUUACGUCGUCCUCCUUAUAAAGUCAGGCAGGGAAUUUAACAGUGGCUUUGAGCGCUGGGCAGUAUGUGGAGAUUCAGUUGACUCCCCUGGUGCCGGACUAGUGGACUGCACAAACACCCUCUCCGAAGACAGCAGGCCCGCUAGCCCAGGUAGCUUAGGGCUGCAACACGUGCCACUGAGAGCCCAAGGGAGAACAUCCCUUUCACUCCCAGCCACGCGGGGUCGGAUGCAGAUCGUUUUUUGUUUUUUUUCGAAUAUUUAAACAUGAUAAA
Messenger RNA from Hypomesus transpacificus, 2398 nucleotides. It is a transcript of the gene arl8a, whose product is annotated as ADP-ribosylation factor-like 8A. The record is from RefSeq and is a predicted model, not a curated record. The transcript has 7 exons. Gene Ontology annotation, biological process: protein transport; anterograde axonal transport. Lineage: Eukaryota; Metazoa; Chordata; Actinopteri; Osmeriformes; Osmeridae. Bases 336 to 896 code for a protein of 186 amino acids. Gene Ontology annotation, cellular component: lysosomal membrane. Gene Ontology annotation, molecular function: GTP binding; GTPase activity.